Enterobius vermicularis (human pinworm) is the source of this 414-nucleotide messenger RNA. Lineage: Eukaryota; Metazoa; Nematoda; Chromadorea; Rhabditida; Oxyuridae. The record is from the annotation of a GenBank genome assembly.
AUGAACAAACUGUUGAACUGCCGAUUCUCUUCAUAUUUUCUGUUGGGUCGAACGAGAGGGAAGUCGACCGUUCCUGCAGUAACAGAAGUCCGUCAAAGCAAUGCCGUUUUUGACAAAGUGACGCAUACUGGACAGGCGUGGGAUGAAUCUGAUUACCGACUACAGAGGUUUGAAUUUUCAAAGAAACUGGUAAACCCAAACAUCGCUCAAGAACUGGUUGCUGAAGAGCCACCUGUUGAAUGGAAAGAGCGAAUCGCCUUCUGCGAAGGCGGCCAUGGUGCAUUAGGCCAUCCCCGAGUUUACAUAAACCUAGAUAAACCCGGGAACCACGCUUGUGGUUAUUGCGGUCAACGCUUUUUCAAUCCUCAUGCCACGAAAGGCGAGGAUAAAAAUAUCAACCAUUACAAUUGCUGA